GGAACUCCAGGAAAAGACGUGUAUGUCCAGAGUGUGGUCAAGGUUUUGCCUGCAGACUGUCUCUCGCUGUGCAUCAGAGAAUCCAUGUAGGAGAGGAGUCCCCGGAAAGUUCGGCAUUCAGAGACCGCUUUGAUCAAAGCUCAGAACUUGAGAGUCAGACCGAGCACAGGGAAGAGACCUCCCAUCGAUGCUUGGAGUGUGGAGAGACUUUUGCUCACAAAUUGUUCCUUUCAAACCACCAAAAGCUCCACGCGGCCGAAAAUCCAUACAAAUGCUGGGAGUGCGGGAAAUGUUUUGCCAACAGCGCGGAGCUCCAGGUUCAUUGGCCCGUCCAUCAGAAGGUGAAACCUUAUAAAUGUUUGGAGUGUGGGAAACAUUUCUCUCUGCACGCCUCUCUCGUGUGCCACCAGAGAGCUAUCCACAGAGGAGAGAGGCCCCAUAUGUGCUUGGAGUGCGGGAAAUGUUUUCUCCACCGCACCAAACUGGUGCGUCACCAGAGAAUCCACACAGGAGAGAAACCCUAUGAAUGCUUCAAGUGUGGAAAGCGUUUUACUGAGAAGUCUGUGCUUCUGAGACACCAGGUAGUCCACAACGGGGACAGACCCCAUAAAUGUCUGGAGUGCGGGAAAGGUUUUGCUUUACCGUCUCAACUGGUCAUUCACCAGAGGAUCCACACGCAGAAGAGCCUCUACAAAUGUGUGGAGUGUGGACGGUGUUUUUCCCAGAAACAGCACCUUCACAGACACCAGAAGGUCCACACAGGGGAGAAGCCAUUCAAGUGUUUGGAAUGCGGGAAGUGUUUUUCGGAGAAAUCUCACGUUACCAUCCACCAGAGAACCCAUACAGGGGAGAGGCCUUACAAAUGUGUGGAGUGCGGGAAGUGUUUCCCUCAGAACGCACACCUUCGUAUACACCAGAAAGUCCACGCGGUGGAGAAACCCUACAAAUGCUUAGAGUGCGGGAAGUGUUUCCUCAAGAAACCAUACCUGAACAGGCAUCAGAAAGUCCACACAGGAGAGAAAGCCCAUAAAUGCCUGGAGUGUGGUAAAUAUUUCUCACAGUUAGCAAACCUUCACAAACACCAGAGGAUCCACAUGAGGCAGAAAGUCUAUCAGUGCUGGGAGUGUGGAGAGUGCUUCGGCCAUCGUUCGGCGGUUGUGACACACCAGAGCGUCCAUGCCGGAGUGAGGAUGUUCAAGUGCGUGGAGUGUGGGAAAUGUUUUGUCGAGAAAUCGAACCUUGAAAAGCAUCAGCGAGUUCACCUGGAAGAAAAACCCUUUGAAUGCUUGGAAAGUGGGACCCUAUUUCCUCAACACCCAGACCUAGGGAGCAAUGAGACCACCCCCAAAAAGAGACCCCAUGUGUGCUUGGAAUGUGGGAAGUGUUUUCCUCGGAAAAAGAACCUCGAAAUACACCAGAGUAUUCACACGGGAGAAAAACCCCAUAAGUGCUUGGAGUGCGGGAAAUGCUUUUCCCAUAAAUCACAGCUCCGCAAACACCAGAGGGUCCACACGGGAGAGAAACCCCAUAAAUGCCUGGAGUGUGGCAAAUGUUUCCGCGAGAAGUCCUACCUGCAUAUACACCAGAGGCUCCACACAGGAGAGAAACCCCAUAAAUGUCUGGAGUGUGGCAAAUGCUUUCGUGACAAGUCGUAUCUUCGCGUGCACCAGAGGCGCCACACGGGGGAGAGACCCCACAAAUGCCUGGAGUGUGGGCAGUGUUUUCUUCUCAAGUCCAGCCUCGAUGAACACUGGAGGACUCACACGGGAGAGGAACCCAGCAAAUGCUUGGAGUGUGGCAAGUCGUUUUCCAAUAAAUCGCUCCUUCGAAGGCAUCAGACGGUCCACACAGGAGAGAAACCCCACCAGUGCCUGGAAUGUGGCAAGUGUUUCCGUGAGAAGUCGUACCUCCAUAUACACCAGAGAGUCCACACUGGAGAGAAGCCCCACCAGUGUUUGGAAUGUGGCAAAUGUUUCUUUAUGAAAUCCUACCUCCACGUGCACCAGAGAGUCCACACAGGAGAGAAACCCUACCAGUGCUUGGAGUGUGGCAAAUGUUUUUCCCAAAAGUCAAGCCUCGUGACGCACCAGAAAGUCCACAUAAAACGGGACCCUGUGAACACUUGGAAUAUGGGACAUUAUUUUUCACAAAAUCAAAGCUUGGUUGGCCUGGGGGAGUCCACACAAGACACAAAUCAGAUGAACAGCUGGUGUGUGGGAAAUAUGUCUCCUAGGAACGACUGUUUUGUAAACACUAGCUUUGUAGAUAAGCGAGAAUCCGAUUCGGAAAGUAACCCCAUAAAUGCUUGGAGUGUGGCAGAUGUUUUCUAUGGAAACUGAGCUUUCACGUACACCACAGAGACCAAACAGACAGAAACCCCAUAAGUGUUAGGAAUGUAGGACAUAUUUCCUUCAGAAAUAUAUCAUUAACCAAACAUUGGAAAGGCUGUAAAGAGGAAAUGCUCCAUUUAUUGAUUGAUUUUCUUUUUCCACCAAAAAAUGCACUCAGAGAGGUUUGAUCAAUGCUUGGCGUGUGGGGAAUGUUUUUCUCAGAAAAUCAUAAUAUCGUCAUCAGAAUACCCAGCUUUUGCUCCAAACCAAGACUUUAUAGCACUUGUGAGGAUCCAUCCAGAUUCUCAAAAGUGUGAAUCGCGGAAUUCUUUCUCAUAAAAAUCGGUCUUUAAUAUACAUUGGAGAGUCCUUGGUUUUAUAACCCUAAAUAAGCUUGUAGUUUUAUCCUGUUCUACAGUGUUUUGUUGAUACAAAUACAGUAGUACCUUGGUUUAUGUACACCUUGGUUUACAUAAUUUCCAGUUUACAAACGAAAAUCCAUUCGAAAUAAUGCCUAGG
Pogona vitticeps (central bearded dragon) is the source of this 2849-nucleotide messenger RNA. The record is from RefSeq and is a predicted model, not a curated record. Lineage: Eukaryota; Metazoa; Chordata; Lepidosauria; Squamata; Agamidae.